Molecule: messenger RNA, 138 nt
Organism: Nezara viridula (southern green stink bug)
Lineage: Eukaryota; Metazoa; Arthropoda; Insecta; Hemiptera; Pentatomidae
Source: the annotation of a GenBank genome assembly
UUAUAAUCUAUUGUAGGUGACUGACAUUAAACCAACAGGAAUGUCUGGAAAAGAAGUGGAAACGAACUUCUGCAACUGCUGGAGUACGCUCUGCCACCAAAAACUAUGAAAGGCGCAGGAGUCGAACAUGAAGAGCAU